UCAAUCUCGGUCAUUUACUCAUUCAUUUUUAUUAUCAUUUUUAUUCGCUCUUCCUUCACUCAAUUUUGUUGGUGUUUUGUGAUCCCUGCUGGGACCUCUGUAAAUUAUAUUUAGUGUAAAUAAAUGCAAUAUAAUUUCAUACGUCUCUAUUAGUAGUACUUAUAAAAAUGAGUGCACAACCAAGCCCUGCAAACCAAACUGUUGAGAGAGAAAAAGUUUACAUGUGGAUAUUAGAAUUAACGAAUCCAGAAACCAGAGAAAAUGCUCUGCUUGAACUAAGUAAGAAACGGGAAGUAGUACCAGACCUUGCCCCCAUGUUAUGGAACAGUUUUGGAACAACAGCUGCAUUGCUUCAAGAAAUUAUAAAUAUAUAUCCUGCUAUCAAUCCUCCAACGUUAACAGCGCAUCAAUCGAAUCGAGUUUGUAACGCUCUCGCACUACUCCAGUGUGUAGCUUCACACCCGGAAACUCGAUCGCAAUUUCUCUUGGCACACGUUCCGCUAUUUCUUUAUCCAUUUUUGCAUACGUCGUCCAAAACCCGCCCUUUCGAAUAUUUGAGGUUAACUAGUCUAGGGGUUAUAGGAGCACUAGUAAAGACUGAUGAACAAGAAGUUAUAACCUUCUUGUUAACAACGGAAAUCAUACCGUUGUGUCUUAGAAUAAUGGAAUCCGGAUCUGAACUGAGCAAGACUGUGGCGACUUUUAUUUUGCAGAAGAUUUUAUUGGACGACAGUGGUCUGUCUUAUAUUUGUCAGACUUACGAUAGGUUCAGUCAUGUGGCAAUGAUAUUGGGAAAAAUGGUGAUUUCUUUGGCAAAGGAACCUUCAGCGAGACUUUUAAAACACGUCGUGAGGUGUUAUUUGCGUCUUUCUGAUAAUCCUAGGGCUAGAGAAGCUCUGAGACAGUGUCUUCCGGACCAGUUGAGAGACAACACAUUCAACGUGUGUCUUCAAGAGGAUAAGUCGACUAAACACUGGCUGUCGCAGUUACUGAAGAAUUUGGAGUCCACGGCGGCUACGGAUCCCCGUCAGGUUGGCAUGUCCCCAUUGACAUCUCAAUAGAUAGCAUAUAAGUUUAAAAGUUUGAAAACACAAUGCUCACAAAAUGAAAACCGCUUAGAUUGCUGUAUAAUUUGUAAAUAAGAGUUUUUAUGGUGCAGGUCAACAGGUGAAUGUAAUAGUAAUUUGUGCUAAAGUGAUUCACCUUGCUAUUUUUUUAGGGGACUAGAAUGUGGGUAAAAAUCACUUGUCUUAGAUUAUCCUCGAUUAGUCAGUAGUUUUCGUAAUGUGAUUGGUCUUGCAGUAGAUUUAAUCUAACGUUUUUUUCGGUGACUGAUCAUAAGAGAAUCCGGCUUCGAAGGACCAAAUUGCUUGAAACUUCAUUGUAGAGUUAGAUUUUUUCUAUUGAAGCUAACGACAAAUUAAAGAGUACCUGCUAUUGCUGUUCUUAAUCAGUCAGUCAAUUUCUACAGCUUUUGUGGGUAAUUAAAUAUAGACCUUCCUACUAACGAAGAAUGUAUAUAAAUAGCACUUUUAAAUUCAAAGCUUUGCUUUACUUACGUUAGCUUAUUAGUAUAAGCUUAUAAGUAUUUAUUGUUUCUUCUAAAUGCUUCUUUUUAUAAGAAAAUUUCCCGACGAGAUUUAGGCCUAACGUACAUUUUUUAAAUUUUAGUUUGGCUUCCAAAACCAAAAUUGAGAAGCGAUGCACACGAAAAUCCCUUGCCUGCGAUGAAUCUAAAAUCUUGUUGUGGGCAGUGUGUACCAAUUCGAGAUAUGUGAUAUAACGAAAUAUAAGAUUAGUUUAUGAGAUGCCAAUUUCCGCUUCUCUCUAUCCGAGCGUCUUGAAUUGUUAUGGUAUUUAUUUAAGAAAAUUAUAUUUUGACAAAAAGUGGAUACCCUGAAACUGUCUGUGUUCUAGCUGUAAAUAUAUUUUUUAUUCGGA
Molecule: messenger RNA, 1941 nt
Organism: Anoplophora glabripennis (Asian longhorned beetle)
Lineage: Eukaryota; Metazoa; Arthropoda; Insecta; Coleoptera; Cerambycidae
Gene: Rcd-1
Product: CCR4-NOT transcription complex subunit 9
Exons: 7
Coding region: 168-1061 (297 amino acids)
Biological process (GO): negative regulation of translation; mRNA catabolic process
Cellular component (GO): CCR4-NOT core complex; CCR4-NOT complex; P-body
Source: RefSeq, a predicted model, not a curated record